AUGAAUUUUAUAUUGUUUCUCUUUUUACCCGGGGUUUUCUCCUCACAGACUAGCGACUUUACUCCCAAAAGUGAAGAGCCUGAUAUGAUGAUGCCUGUAGCUGAAGAAGAUAAUAAAGAGGAACUAGCAAAUGAGGAUAAUACUCCUGCUAAUGAGAAAAGUGGCAAUUAUUAUAAAGAUAUAAAACAAUAUGUGUUCACGACGCAAAAUCCCAAUGGCACCCACUCUGAAAUAUCCGUGAGAGCAACAACCGAUCUGAAUUUUGCUUUUAAAAACUAAUCCACCCAGGGUCAAAAUGAGCCUGAAUUUUGGACAAAUUUAGCGAAAGCUCUAAAUGCAACAACCAGUGAGGAAAAUGAUGGAAAAAAUGAAUUAUUUCAACCAAUUCCAAGCUCUGAUGUGAAUGCUACAAAUGAAGACAAACUGGCAGAGCUACAGGAAGUCAAGUUAAAAUUAAUGCUGAGCAUCUCACUGCUGACCCUCUUCCUCCUCGUCACCCUCUUGGCAAUCGGUAGUGCCAUGUUGUACAAAGUGAAGUUGCAGAAUUACAAUAAGACAUCUCAGAGUGAAUACUCUGUCAACCCAGAACUGGCAGCUCUGUCUUACUUCCAUCCAUCAGAGGGCGUAUCAGACACAUCUUUUUCUAAGAGCGCUGAGAGCAGCACAUUUUUGGGGACUCCUUCUUCAGAAAUGAGGCAAUCAGACACAGUGUCAAAAACUAGAACAACGGACGUUGUUUCCACAGCCUCAGAUGAUACAGGCAUGAAUGAUGAGCCAGACGUAAUUCAGAAUGAGGAACUAAAGGAGGAAAUCCCCAUGGAUGAAUAG
Molecule: messenger RNA, 828 nt
Organism: Equus quagga
Lineage: Eukaryota; Metazoa; Chordata; Mammalia; Perissodactyla; Equidae
Gene: EQTN
Product: equatorin
Exons: 7
Biological process (GO): acrosomal vesicle exocytosis; endocytosis; fusion of sperm to egg plasma membrane involved in single fertilization
Cellular component (GO): plasma membrane
Source: RefSeq, a predicted model, not a curated record